UGAUCGGGUGCUGUGCGAUGCUGUCAGUUUGUGUUUCCGCGUUUCGUAGCGUUCACAGGAUCUAGCGUGAGUGUUUGGUGUACGUUUUUUUUCUUCCUUUGACCAGGCCGCCCUACCGUAAUGCCGCAGAUCAAAACCUUCCGGAUCGUGGGUCACAUCUACGCGACAUUCAUGAUUGUCAUCGCAAUGACGCUGGCCAUCCGAUCUCUCGGUUCGUUUGGAAGUGAGGAGGAAAAUAGCACGGUGCUGGCACUUAAGUCGAUAUUUUCGCUGUACUGCUUUUCGUUCGCCGUUAUGCUUGUGAUUGGCAUCGAGAUGGAGAAAAUUGAAUACGUUAUUGUUUACAGGAUAUUUGUGAUAUCACGAAGUAUCUGUGGUUUGGUUUACAUGGUAAUCAACUCUUUGAUCAUCAUUGUGGAUCAUGCUAAUGAAGCUUCCACUGCGAGGACGAUUUUUGGAAUUUUUCUGUUGAUUGUGGCGAUGAUUAUCUUUUUCGCUGUUAUUGCUUUCGAACUGUUACUUGUGGAAGGAAUCAAGCGGUAUACUGAACGAUCGAUAGAGAUAAUUAAAAUUCCGUCCGUGACUGCUGUGUAGCGAAAAGAUGGGCGUGGAAUUACUUAUUUUUAUAAUAUUUCUUUAAAUUCAUUAACAAUCUUUCUUCUGUAAAAA
This is a messenger RNA of Malaya genurostris, 669 nucleotides long. RefSeq lists its product as uncharacterized. The transcript is spliced from 4 exons. The record is from RefSeq and is a predicted model, not a curated record. Lineage: Eukaryota; Metazoa; Arthropoda; Insecta; Diptera; Culicidae. The coding region runs from base 121 to 594 and encodes 157 amino acids.